This is a messenger RNA of Poecilia latipinna (sailfin molly), 1373 nucleotides long. RefSeq names its product aminolevulinate dehydratase (gene alad). The transcript is spliced from 12 exons. Gene Ontology annotation, biological process: heme biosynthetic process. Bases 117 to 1112 code for a protein of 331 amino acids. NCBI's taxonomy places the organism in Eukaryota, Metazoa, Chordata, Actinopteri, Cyprinodontiformes, Poeciliidae. The record is from RefSeq and is a predicted model, not a curated record. Gene Ontology annotation, cellular component: cytosol. Gene Ontology annotation, molecular function: porphobilinogen synthase activity; zinc ion binding.
AGGCGGAAGUGCUACUUGAAGUCGCUGCUGAAUAUAAGGAAAAGAAGAAGAAGCAGCACUAUCAGACUGAGCCGAAGAGUUGAGAAGUCGCUGCUUUCUUACCCUGACUUUUGACGAUGCAGACGCUGGCCCAGUCGGUCCUCCACAGCGGGUAUUUCCACCCGACGCUGCGCUACUGGCAGAGCUGCGCCGCCGACCUCAGACCAGACAGCCUCAUCUACCCCAUCUUCAUCACAGACAGUCCAGACGCGGUGGAGCCGAUCGGGAGCCUGCCGGGUCAGGCCAGGUUUGGGGUGAAUAAGGUGGAGGAUUUGCUGCGGCCGCUUGUUGAAAACGGUUUGAAGUGCGUCCUCAUUUUUGGCGUCCCGGCAAAAAUAGCAAAGGAUGAACGCGGUUCUGGCGCCGACUCGGACGACACGCCGGCCGUUCUGGCCAUUAAAAAGAUCCGCAGUUUGUUCCCGGAGCUGCUGGUGGCGUGCGACGUCUGUCUGUGUCCCUACACGUCCCACGGACACUGCGGCAUCCUGAACGAGGACGGCUCCCUGAACAACGACGCCAGCUGCCUGCGGCUCGCCGAAGUCGCUCUUUCUUACGCUCAGGCCGGCUGCCACAUCAUCGCUCCGUCUGACAUGAUGGACGGACGGAUCCGAGCCAUCAAACAUUCUCUGCUGUCCAACGGUUUGGGGAACAAGGUGACAGUGCUGAGCUACAGCGCAAAGUUUGCUUCCUGUUACUACGGUCCGUUCAGGGACGCGGCCCAGUCAAAGCCCGCGUUUGGAGACCGGCGCUGCUACCAGCUUCCUGCCGGAGCGAGAGGCCUGGCGCUGCGAGCCGUGGAGCGAGACGUGAGGGAAGGAGCCGACAUGCUGAUGGUGAAACCGGGCCUGCCGUACCUGGACAUCAUGAGGGAGGUGAAGGACAAGUUCCCCUCCCAUCCUCUGGCGGUGUAUAACGUGUCGGGGGAGUACGCCAUGCUGUGGCACGGAGCGAAGGCCGGAGCGUUCGACCUGCGGGCCGCUGUGAUGGAGGCCAUGACCGCCUUCCGCAGGGCAGGCGCUGACAUCAUCAUCACCUACUACACACCUGAGCUGCUCACCUGGCUGAAGGAGUGAGGGAGUCGCUCUGCCUGAGGGAAACGUCCUAAACUGGAACCAGAUCAUUUCUGGACCUUCUGAUCUCCAUGCUGGGCUGCAGAUCUGCUUCGUGGGCCGGAUCCUGAAACUGGUUUCUGAUUUUAGCUGCUGAAGCCAUGAUGCAUUGAGAAUGUAGAAACAUGUUUUUGUUUUUUAGCCUAGCGUGUCGCCGCUGCAUUAAAUCAUGAAUCAGAUAAUUAUGGCAUGUUUAUGUAAGAGAAAAUAAAUAGUUCAUUCUGA